This is a messenger RNA of Cheilinus undulatus (humphead wrasse), 1730 nucleotides long. RefSeq names its product zinc-binding protein A33-like. Bases 22 to 1410 code for a protein of 462 amino acids. Gene Ontology annotation, molecular function: zinc ion binding; protein binding. The record is from RefSeq and is a predicted model, not a curated record. Lineage: Eukaryota; Metazoa; Chordata; Actinopteri; Labriformes; Labridae. The transcript is spliced from 2 exons.
AAACUGCAUUUAAAAAAAAAAAUGGCUUUCAGAUCAGAGGAGGAUCUCAGCUGCCCGAUCUGUCGAGACAUCUUCAGAGAUCCUGUCGUCAUGUCAUGCAGCCACAGCUUCUGUAAAGACUGUCUGCAGAGCUGGUGGAAGGAGAAACUAACUCGUGAGUGUCCUGUUUGUAAGACUGUUUCUUCAUGUGGACAGCCGCCUGUCAGUCUGGUUCUAAAGAACCUGUGUGAGGCCUUUCUACUGGAGAAAGAUAAGAAACCUCCUGAUGAGGAUCUCUGCACACUGCACUCAGAGAAACUCAAAUUAUUCUGCUUGGACCAUCAGCUGCCAGUGUGCCUCGUCUGCAGAGAUUCAGACACUCACUCCAACCACACAUUCAGACCCAUUGAUGAAGUGGCAAGGCAACACAAGAAGAAACUUCUGGGAUCACUGAAAGAGAAAUUGCAGAUGUUCAGGAAAGUGAAACUAAAGUGUGACCAAACAGCAGAGCACAUUAAAGUGCAGGCCCGGCACACAGAGAGGAGGAUAAAGAAGCAGUUUAAGAAGCUUCACCAGUUUCUGAAUGAGGAAGAGGAGGCCAGGGUGGCAGCUCUGAGAGAGGAAGAGGAGCAGAGGAGCAAGAUGAUGCAGGAGAAGAUGGAGGCUCUGAGCAGAGAGAUUGACGCUCUCUCAGACAUCGUUGACGCCACAGAGGAGGAGCUGAGAGUUCAAGACAUCUCAUUCCUGAAAAACUACAAAGCUGCAGUGCAAAGAGUCCAGCAGCGCCCCCUGCUGGAUGAUCCACAGCUACUGUCCGGAGUUUUAAUCGACGAGGUGAAACACCUGGGCAACCUAAGCUUCAACAUCUGGAAUAAGAUGAAGGACCUAAUCUCCUACACUCACAUGUUCCUGGAUCCAAACACGGCUCACCCAGAGCUGGUCCUCUCUGAUGAUCUGAGCGGCGUGAGGCUCGGCGAGGAGAAGUUGCUUCCUGAUAACCCAGAGAGGAUCGAUAACUAUAACUCCGUCCUGGGCUCUGAGGGGUUUGACUCAGGGACUCACAGCUGGGUCGUUGUGGUUGGAAACAGUAGAGUGUGGACACUGGGAGUCUCUGCAGAGUCUGUGAGGAGAAAGGGCCGCGUUCAGUCUGGAUUAUGGGGGAUAUGGUUUGAUGAAGGUGAGUACUCAGCAUGGUCACCACCAGCUCCUGCUACUGAUCUCUUACUGGGGAGAAGGUUUGACAGAAUCAGAGUGACUCUGGACUGGGACAGAGGAGAGCUGUCCUUCUCUGAUCUUGACACAAACACACACAUCCACACAUUUACAGAGACAUUCACUGAGAGGCUGUUUCCUUAUAUCAACACUGUGGAUGAACUUCCUCUGAAGAUAUUACCUUUAAAGGUCUGUGUGACUGUGGAAAAAAGCUGGUAGAGACACAUUUAUGAUGUUUAUGUCCUAAAGGGUGACGGGAUAGGCUUUAUAACACUGUUCACGAAUAAGAUUUUUAAAUAAUGCUUUAUUAAAGUCAUAAGUAGUGACUAUGUCAGUCAUGCUUGAUGUUUAGUCACUUAUUAUGAACUACUGACUGUAUUUUGAUCUCUGUUGCUCCUGACUGCUGUCUUAAAAGUGAAACUGUAAUCCCAGUUGACAUGACUAGACCUGCUAGUCAGCAGCAGAUAAAUCUAUCUUUGUUUGUAUACAUAUAACUAAAGUUAUCUCAAGACGCUUUAGAGAGAGGGCAGGUCUGAACC